GACAAUGCGGGCGGCGGGGCGGCGUUGAGGCGGCGGCGGCACCAGGACGCGGGGCCCGGGGGCGGGGCGGGGCCCAGCCAUGGACAAUCAGUGCACUGUCCAGGUGAAGCUCGAGCUCGGCCACCGCGCCCAGCUGCGCAAGAAGCCGACGACUGAGGGCUUCACGCACGACUGGAUGGUGUUUGUGCGCGGCCCCGAGCAGUGCGAGAUCCAGCACUUCGUGGAGAAGGUGGUCUUCCGCCUGCACGACAGCUUCCCCAAGCCCAAGCGCGUGUGUAAGGAGCCCCCCUACAAGGUAGAAGAGUCGGGGUACGCUGGCUUCAUCAUGCCCAUCGAGGUGUACUUUAAGAACAAGGAGGAGCCUCGGAAGGUGUGUUUCACCUACGACCUCUUCCUGAACCUGGAGGGGAACCCGCCCGUCAACCACCUGCGCUGUGAGAAGCUCACGUUCAACAACCCCACGCUGGAGUUCAGGUGCAAGCUGCUCAUGGCCGGCGGGGUGAUGGUAAUGCCCGAAGGAGCAGAAACGCUUUCCAGGCCCAGCCCCGACUACCCCAUGUUGCCCACAAUUCCACUCUCUGCCUUCUCUGACCCCAAGAAGACCAAACCGGGCCACGGCUCCAAGGACGCCAGCCGGGAGAGCGGCAAAGCCUGCAAGGCCCACAAGGCGCCCAAGGAGCACCGCGAGCGGGAGCGGCCCCGCAAGGACUCGGAGAGCAAGGGCGCCGCCAAGGAGGCCGAGCGGGAGCGGGAGCGGGAGCCGGCCCGGGGCGCCAAGGAUGCGGUGCGCAAGCUGGGCGAGGGCCGGCCGGCCAAGGAGGAGAAGGCGGCGCCGCCCAAGGCCGCCUUCAAGGAGCCCAAGAUGACCCUGAAGGAGCCCAAGCUCGAGAGCCUGUCCCCCAAGGGGGGACCCCCGCCCAAGGCGUCCGGCAAGCGCCCGGCGCCCGCCGACUCGCCCAAGCCCGGCGCCAAGAAGCCCAAGAAGAGCGGCUGCAAGAGCUCGAGGGGCGGCCCCGCCGCGUCCCCCCGCACCUCGGCCUCGGCCUCCGCCUUCCCGGACAAGAAGCCCGCCAAGGACAAGGGCGGGGGCAAGGGCGGCUACAAGGGCAAGGCCGAGAGCGACCCCCGCGAGGCCAAGAAGGUCCCCGACGUGGAAGAGUCCAACUCGGAGGACGAGGCGUCCUUCAAGACCGAGUCCGCCCAGUCCAGCCCGUCCAGUUCCAGCUCCGGCUCCGACUCCAGCUCCGACUCCGACUUCGAGCCGUCCCAGAACCACAGUCAAGGCCCGCUGCGCUCCAUGGUGGAGGACCUGCAGUCGGGGGAGUCAGACGAGGACGACACGACUUCAGGCGAGGAGGCGGCGGCCAAGGCGGCUGCGGGCCGGGACUCCAGGCUGAGCUUCAGCGACAGCGAGAGUGACAACAGUGGAGAUUCCUGCCUGCCAGGCCGUGAGCCCCCGCCGCCCCAGAAGCCGCCCCCUCCCAACAGCAAGGCGUCAGGCCGGAGGAGCCCCGAGUCCUGCAGCAAACCAGAGAAGAUGCUCAAGAAGGGGACCUAUGACAAGGCCUACACGGACGAGCUGGUGGAGCUGCACAGGCGGCUGAUGGCACUGCGGGAGCGGAACGUGUUGCAGCAGAUCGUGAACCUGAUCGAGGAGACGGGCCACUUCAAUGUCACCAACACCACCUUUGACUUCGACCUCUUCUCCCUGGACGAAAGCACUGUCCGCAAGCUGCAGAGCUACCUGGAGGCCGUGGCCACAUGACCGCCCGCCUGCCCG
Messenger RNA from Suncus etruscus (white-toothed pygmy shrew), 1780 nucleotides. Its product is annotated as protein ENL-like. Gene Ontology annotation, biological process: regulation of DNA-templated transcription. Gene Ontology annotation, cellular component: super elongation complex. The transcript is spliced from 13 exons. The record is from RefSeq and is a predicted model, not a curated record. Bases 80 to 1765 code for a protein of 561 amino acids. NCBI's taxonomy places the organism in Eukaryota, Metazoa, Chordata, Mammalia, Eulipotyphla, Soricidae.